This is a messenger RNA of Danio rerio (zebrafish), 1107 nucleotides long. RefSeq names its product nuclear transcription factor Y, beta a (gene nfyba). Gene Ontology annotation, cellular component: CCAAT-binding factor complex; nucleus; transcription regulator complex. Gene Ontology annotation, biological process: regulation of DNA-templated transcription; positive regulation of transcription by RNA polymerase II. NCBI's taxonomy places the organism in Eukaryota, Metazoa, Chordata, Actinopteri, Cypriniformes, Danionidae. The record is from RefSeq and is marked provisional. Gene Ontology annotation, molecular function: DNA-binding transcription activator activity, RNA polymerase II-specific; sequence-specific DNA binding; protein heterodimerization activity.
AAUCAAGUUGCAGCGCGAGCGUGAGUCAGAUGGACGGAGACAGCAGCACCACGGAUACCACUCAGUUAGGAAUAACUGGAGAGUAUAUGGCCGGAGGGACAUAUGUCUUAGCCCAGGAAGAUGAUGGGGAUGAAAGUUUUAAUGACCAUGAUGAUGGAAAUGGCAGCAAAGACUUCUUCAGAGAGCAAGACAUUUACCUUCCUAUCGCUAAUGUCGCCCGCAUCAUGAAGAAUGCCGUCCCACAAACUGGAAAGAUCGCGAAGGAUGCGAAAGAGUGUGUGCAGGAGUGUGUGAGCGAGUUCAUCAGCUUCAUCACAUCCGAGGCCAGCGAGAGAUGCCACCAGGAGAAACGCAAGACCAUAAACGGAGAGGAUAUCCUGUUCGCCAUGUCCACUCUGGGUUUCGACAUGUAUGUGGAGCCGCUUAAACUCUACCUUCAGAAGUUUAGAGAGGCAAUGAAGGGCGAGAAAGGCAUCACUCCGGUUGCUGUUGGCGAAGGCCUUGGAGAAGAUCUUACAGAUGAGACUUUCACCGGUCAGUUGCCUGCGGGACUGAUCACUGCGGAUGGCCAGCAACAGAAUGUGAUGGUGUACACCACUUCAUACCAGCAGAUCCCUGGUGUUCAGCAGAUACAAUUCUCAUGACCGGAGCACAGGCCUGACUGUAUCUAGUGACCUGUCCAGCGUCCAGACAGACUUUAUCUCUUGCCUUGCAAAGUUUUCAGGUCAGUGCUGGAAGACCAACAAGAUGCCUGGUUACCAGAGCAGGAACAAAAAAGUGCCUGUUGCCAGGAAGAUGAUUUGAUCUUAAGUGAUGUCUUGUACUUCAUUCAGUAUUACAUUUAGGCCAGUUUGUUUCGCUUGGUCUGCUUUGUACAGGCUACACCAAAUUAUGUUGUUGUUUUUUUUUUUUGUGUGUGUAUGGGGGGGCGGGGGGAUUCCUUGUAUUUAAUAGUUUUUAAAGUUCGGGAUGGGGGAGUGGGAACACACAAAAAGGCCAUAUUGACGUUUUACAGUCCCAAAAUUAAGGUAGUUCUCAUUUGAUCUUAAUUAACUUCACCAUCUGAUAUUGUUAUGCUGAUUCUUUAAAUAAAAUUGUGAUGUCUUU